AUGGGAGACCUCAGUAGACAGCAGAGCCAUCAGCACCUGCUCGCAUCAGACGACACGAACUCACUCACCAGCUUUCCCGACCCGGAAGCCGAACAGAAGGGCGAACAGGAUGGCGAGCAUGGAGCGAAGGCAUCUCUUCAUGACUUGCUGGCUGGCAUUGGUCCUUCCAUAUUCGACGACCCCGCCAGAGAGGCUCCUACUGACCCACAGACCCUGUCUAAGGUGCCGUCACCUGUACUUCAGACGAUCAUUGACCACAACGGUGCAGUAGCGCUCGUAAGAAGACUUUCGAGACUUCUUGCAGAGCGUGAUGCUCACAUCACAGCCUUGACACGCCUUGCUGAAGAGUACAAGAUCCCCAAGGCGCGUGUCGAAGACACUGCUUCGCGUAUCAAGCAGGCAGAGCAGAGACGCCAUGCGUUGCAGCAGGCAGCCGAGGAGGAGCUUGCAAUGCCUGCGAAAACUGACAGCAUACGGUCUGUCCCCACGCCCUCUGCUGAAGUCCCGACAGCAGGACAAAAGCUCGCUAGACUCUUUGGUGGCGGGACCGUCAGGCGCCGAUCGCCCGCCUCACCACGCUCGACGUCUAUUGUACCAACCGCCGAUCGCAAGCGUACCGAGUCUGAUGCUCGGAGCGUACAGAGCGCAGAUAGUGGUUGGGCUGCCAGCCUGUUCGGCGGCUCAACUCUGAAGCGCCAAGACACAAACACGACUAGAGAGCCGGUUGAGCUUACAACACAACAUGACCGAGACGAUCUACCGCCGACUCUUCAGGAGGCUAGACAGGAUCCUCAGGAAGCUGCCUGGAACAAGUUCCUGCUCAGCAUCACCAAAGCUCGAUCCAAAAGUGGCCAUGCAGCGCAAACCAACGGUGGCGGUCUUGUCGGUCCUCUGGUGGGCCAGCAAAAGAUGAAAGCCUUAACACUGCUUGUCGUGGCUGGCGUGCCUCUGCAUAUGCGGCAGUAUCUUUGGCUUGAGCUUUCGAAUACAGAGAGCAUCGUAGACCCUGGCGAAUACGAUUCUUACCGAUCGAACGCGGAUGUCCUCGAUCAGAGCGAAAUUGAUGCCAUAGUCAAUGACGUGCCACGAACCUUGACACAGUCUCGCAAUUUCUACACGAACAAAGGCUUUCAACGUCUCAAGGAGGUACUGCUGGCUUUUGUUGCCAAGUAUGACGAUCUCGGCUAUACUCAGGGUCUGAACAGCAUAGCUGGGUAUCUACUUCUUGCAAUGCCGCAAAGCGAGGACGCAUUCUGGCUGCUAUGCAACAUGGUCGAGCAAUACUUUCCGAAGGAUUACUUCGCUCGCGAUGCUGCACUUUCUGGUCCACUCGCAGAUGUCAUAGUACUACGAUCAUAUAUCAAAGAGCUGAUGCCGCAGCUUGACAAACAUCUCGAAGACAUCGGCAUAGACUCGCAGCGGACGGUGCCAAUGCGUUGGUUCUUCACAGCCUUCUCCAAUGUGCUUGGUGAGGAUGCACUGAUGCGGGUCUGGGAUAUCUGGCUAUGUCUCCCAGGCCAGAAGACGUUCUUGUUCAAUGUAGCCUUGGCGCUUUUAAUGCAGAAUUUGAAUGGUCUUUUGGCUUGUGAGACUGAAGGCGAUUUCUGGAUGUACAUGGACGACAAGGAGAGUUUCAAGGUAGAUGGCGAUAUCGAGUGGGUGAACAGGCUGAUCAAGUCUGCGGUGGAUCUGCGGAAAGAACUCAUGAAGGUCGAGGAGAGGCGUGCAUGGGAGACUAAGCUUUUGAGGAAGAAGGCUGGGAGUUGUGAGGCCCUGUAUAGUCCUGACGAUCCCACCGACAUGCCGAAGAGUGUGAAGACGUAG
Molecule: messenger RNA, 1824 nt
Organism: Recurvomyces mirabilis
Lineage: Eukaryota; Fungi; Ascomycota; Dothideomycetes; Mycosphaerellales; Teratosphaeriaceae
Exons: 3
Coding region: 1-1824 (607 amino acids)
Source: RefSeq, a predicted model, not a curated record